This is a messenger RNA of Linum tenue, 817 nucleotides long. Lineage: Eukaryota; Viridiplantae; Streptophyta; Magnoliopsida; Malpighiales; Linaceae. The record is from the annotation of a GenBank genome assembly.
AGGGUUCUGAGGAGUGAAGGCCAUUGAAGGGUGUGGAACAUGCCCAGGUCGAUGAUGUGAAGGAAUUCUUUUCCCUGAGCUGCCUGUGAGAUGGCUUCGUUUGCGGCCAUGAACCCGAAGGCGACGUAAGGAGUGGUCUGGUGGAGGAGGUGGAAGGCUUCGAAUCUCUCAUCUGCGGUGGCCGGCGAUGCGUCGUUGGCGGCGCCACCGUUGGCGAAGGUGCCGUUGGCGUUUACAUUGUGGAGGAGGAGGGACAAACGGGACUGGAGUCCCGUGGCAAAGCAGUGGGAGACUCGCUGUAAGGAAUCCCCCCAUGGAUUUGCUGAUCCCCAGAUUUGGGAGAGCAAGGAUUGAGCUAGGUGAGUGUCACGGCAGCCAACUGCCUCGGCGCAGGCCAGUAGCAAGUGGACCAACUGAAGACCUUGAUCCACUGGCUCGCCUUUAUCCUGAUCCUGAUGAUCAGGGUAACUCAUCGUUGUUGCUACAACGAACCGAUCUUGUUCUUGUUCUUGUUCAUGUUCUUGCUCGUAGGGGAGUGCUAGUAGGUCCUUGAAAUUGGAGCAACCCUCCAUCUCUAGGUCAUGAUCUCGAUCGAACGUGACACCGAAGGUCUCCGUAGUGCCUUGGAAAUGAAGAUGGUGGUGAGUGAUAUGGUUUUGGCAGAGGUGGUGUAAUGAUCGUGGUAACGGCGAGAGUCGUGGUGGUCUUCCUCCCAUAUCAUUGAGAGAAAUCCCUGUUGUUGUUGUUCUUCCAUGUUAUGGGUGAUAUUAUUGGUUUCAAACCAAGAGCCGGGGGAUUCCCGUUCUUCGUGAUGAUG